Molecule: messenger RNA, 900 nt
Organism: Cetraspora pellucida
Lineage: Eukaryota; Fungi; Glomeromycota; Glomeromycetes; Diversisporales; Gigasporaceae
Source: the annotation of a GenBank genome assembly
AUGAAUAUUUCAUGCGUAUUUGCACAAUUUAACAAUACUACUUCCUACCCAAUCACACAAGACGGCACGUGUGGUGUUAGUGUUAAUAGAUCAUGUGGUAAUUUUGACUGUUGUUCACAAGACGGUUAUUGUGGUGGUACCGCAGAUGGAUGUCAGAAAGAUUAUGGUUUCUGUGGUCUUUUAAAUGAUAGUUUAAAGAUUAUUAAUUCAUGCCAAAGUGAAAGAACUUUGGCAUUAACUUUUGAUGAUGGUCCACGUCCGUGGACAAAUGAAUUACUUGAUGAAUUAAAAAAACAUGAUAUAAAAGCCACUUUCUUUUUCAAUGGUCAUAAUGCUUUAAAUUAUUGUAUAUACGAUUACGCUGAUAUCGUGCGUCGAAUAUAUGAUGAAGGCCAUCAAUUUGCUCAUCAUACAUGGUCGCAUCCUCAUAUGGCUCAGGUGACACCUAAAGAAGUCAACUACCAAAUCGAUAAGUUAGAAACAGCAUUUAUUAAAAUCCUUGGUGUAAUCCCUCGAUUUUUCCGACUCCCAUUUGGUGAAGGUAUGAAUUACGAUGCAUUAAGAACAAACUUAAUACAACGUGGAUAUAAAUUUUUUGCACUUUGGGAUAUUGAUACCAAUGAUUUUCUGGGUAAUGAAACAAUUGCAAAGGAACUUUUUUUAAAUGGAAUUAGUGAUGCAAAGCCACACAUUGUAUUAAAUCAUGAUAGGGUCCUUACUACCGUUGAGGAUUUAGUACCAUUUAAUAUUGAAAAUGCAAUAAAGGCGGGUUAUACUUUUGAUACUUUAGCUGGAUGUAACGGAAUGCAUAACAAAACUGAUUGGUAUAAGGUUAUUGGGGAACGUCAAAAGAAUGAUUCGACUUGGAUAUGUACUCCAGAUGAUAUGCAUAUUCCAUAG